AGACAUUUCUUGGUGGAUGAUUUCCUUGCAUUCCACGAAUUUUGAAAGGGGACUUUUACUUUGCUUAUUAGAAUCUCUCGUGCGGUGACGUCAUCAGAGGUGCGCUGCAGCUCGCCUGUCGGUUGGGGAAAGAUUGAGGUGAUUGUGUGAGGUCUGUUUCUGUAGAUGCUAAAGAAACAAUCCCAAAUGACACAAUCUUCAGUGAAGUCUCUAUCACACCAGUUCAUCUAUAAAUACUGUGAAGAAGUCAAACAAGCAGCUGCUGUCACAACACAUUCAACUACUCUACUAUUCUGAUCCACUGUUGUAAUGAUGGAGUGUGUUAAAGAAGAGACUGAUCCUGAAUCAUUCACAAUAAUACCUCAACAUACUCAACAACAAACAGGUCCAAUGGGAAUGAAAGAAGAAGAUGAACAACAAAAUGAAAUGGAGGAUGAAGAUCAGCACCACAAUUUUAUAAGUGAAGAAAAUUCUUUCAGUUGCUCACAGACUGAUGAGGAUUCACUUCCAGAAAGAGCAAAAAACAAAAUCUUUUUUGCAUGCCAUCCUUAUGGUAAGACUUUACAACAAAAAGGACAUUCAAAUGUCGACAUGAAGACUCACACAAGAGAAACACCUCAAUGUGAAAAGACUUGCACAAGUAAAAAGCACCUUGUGGGACAUUUAGUAAGUGACACUGUCGAGAGGCCCUUCGCAUGCCCUCAUUGUGAAAAGUGUUUUGAACGGAAAAAAAAUCUUAAUAUCCAUAUAAAGACUCACUCUACUGAAAAGCCAUACGCUUGUCCUCAUUGUGAAAAGACGUACAGACGUAAAUGGCAUCUUAAUGAACAUUUAUUUAGUCACACUGGUGAGAGGCGCUUCACUUGCCUUCAGUGUGAUAAGUCUUUUUUACGAAAACGAAAUCUUGAUUAUCACAUAAAGACUCACACUGGAGAAAGGCCGUACAGCUGCCCUCAGUGUGAAAAGACUUACAUAUGUGAAAGGGAUCUUGGGAGACAUUUAGAAAGUCACAGAGAUGAGAGGCGCUUCACCUGCCCUCAGUGUGAUAAGGGUUUUUUACAAAAGAAAAAUCUUGAUGCUCACAUAAAGACUCACACUGGAGAAAGACCAUACGCCUGUCCUCAUUGUGAAAAGACUUUCACAUGUAAACAAUACCUUCAGGGACAUAUAGUAACUCAUACAAACGAGAGACUUUUUGCAUGUCCGCAGUGUGGUAAGUGUUUUUCACUAAAAAGAAAUUUUAAUGGAGAAAAGACAUGCACCUGCCCUGUGUGUGGAAAUGUUUACAAAUGUAAGUCUCUAAAAAAACAAAUAAUAAGUCACACUGACCAAAUGCCUUUUUCUUGCUCUCAAUGUGGAAAGAGUUUUAAACAAAAGGGAACCUUUAAUGUUCACAUGAGGAUUCACAGCGGUGAUGGGCUUUACACCUGUCCUCAUUGUGUGAAGAGUUUUACAACAAAUGCAAAUCUAGAGAAUCACAUACGAGUUCACACCGGAGAAAAACCUUUCAGGUGCCCUCAGUGUGAUAAGAGUUUUAAACAACGUGUACAUCUUCAGUAUCACAUACGAAUUCAUACAGGUGAGAAGCCUUUCUCAUGCCAUCUGUGUGAUAAGAGUUACACACAGUCACGAAGUCUCAAAGUUCAUCUGAUGUUUCACUCGAACGAAAAGGCAAUUGGCUGUGAGACAUCUGAAGCGGGAGACCUGGAGCGGGCCUAAUUGAUCUAGGGGUGUUUUACAUUUAAAUCAGAAUUGUCUAAUCUUUCUAUAGUCAAAUCAUCUGUGUGUGUUUGGGUUGGGUUGGGGACCAGACCAAGUAGUCAACAAAUGGGUAACUUUUAUUUUCUUUCACAAGCAGCACACAGAAACAACUUUCCGAUAAAGUGACCAAAACUGCCUUUAAGUGAUGAACGAAGUAGAAACGAUGCAUUUUUAUCUGUUUUUUUUUUUGUUAAAAUGAAAGGCUGUAUAUAAACAUUCAUUAACAUUAAAUUACCAUAUUAUUAAAUCACGAGAGACAAUCGUGUCAGGCAUAAGUAUAGGGCUCUUAAUUAACAUUUUUUGUGUAAUCAUCAAAAUUUUAGGACCAGCUUACCUGUUUUGUAGCUCAACGUUUCACAAGAUAACCACCCUAUUUUAAAUAUAUACCUGACGAAAAAAAAAUUAUGUUUAGUUUGAUGAACUCCUAAAUAUGAUCUAAAAUAUGACACGCAGAGUACGCAUUUGGUUAAAUUGCAUGUGCAAGCACCCAACCGCACGAAAUUGGUACACUAAAAAAGUAAUCCAAAAUGUUCAGACUUAAAUUAGAUCAGAAUUUACCUUUAUAAUAAAUAAAAAAAUAAAGUCAGAAUCAAGUAACAAGGUGCCGAUCGAAUUUGUACAACAAAAUGCUUAAAGGUCAAAACACAAACCACAAAUAGUUAAAUCAGAUAACUGAGUGAUUUAUAAAUAAAAUAAAGAAAUUAUUAAAAUAAUGAAAGCAAUGGUUUAUUAACCUGGAAACAUUUUCUCAUGGAUGUGUAGCCCUGUCACAGUGUUUUUGGAUUUAUGGACGCAAGUUAAAAAUAAUUAUUUAAAGUUGCUUUUUACAUAUUAUUUUAUAGCAUUAUCAUAAUAGGCGGUAUAAUAUAUUGAAAGAAACCUGUUAUAUGUGAAAUCAGAUAAUGUGCAGCCUUAUACAGACAAAAUUAAAUGAUCAGAUUAAUAACACAUCUGCGACGAUUUGACUGUGAGAUUUGAAUCUUCGACUAUUCAGGGACACCCCUAAAUUGAUCCAUACUGGAGAAAACCCCUAAAAGUGCUCAUAUUGUUUCAGACAAUUAAUUUACAGGAUCACAGAGAAAAGCGCUGUCUGCAAAGAGUGAAUGCAUUGGGAUCAAUUUUAGGCAUCAGGUCUAAGCACAUGAUGUGAAAUCCAGAUUAACCAGAAAACAGACUUGCUCCCAAAAGAUUAAUUUCUGUGCAUUAGUGGUGAAGUUUAUAAUUGUUCUUGAAAAUGUGUUUCGGAAAUGCUGUUUUUAUUGUGGGAGACUUCUUUUUAGGUCAUCAGCUGAGAUCAAUAUCUAUUUUUUACUUGCAGAAAGUAUUUUCAUUUAAAUGAAUUUGUUAAUUUGACCAAUUUUUUAUUUGUAGAUGAUAGUUUAUGAUGAUGUGUGCUUUUCACGAUUGAAUAUGUUGUCAUUUAGAUUAAAUAAAGAGACUUUUAUUUUGA
Molecule: messenger RNA, 3211 nt
Organism: Misgurnus anguillicaudatus (oriental weatherfish)
Lineage: Eukaryota; Metazoa; Chordata; Actinopteri; Cypriniformes; Cobitidae
Biological process (GO): regulation of immune system process; regulation of cytokine production; negative regulation of transcription by RNA polymerase II
Cellular component (GO): nucleoplasm; nucleus
Molecular function (GO): DNA-binding transcription activator activity, RNA polymerase II-specific; RNA polymerase II cis-regulatory region sequence-specific DNA binding; DNA-binding transcription repressor activity, RNA polymerase II-specific
Source: RefSeq, a predicted model, not a curated record